AUGGGGAGAAGAGUGCCGCGGAAGGCGUGGCUUGGGUCGCAAAGCUCAAUGGGAUUACUGAUCUAUUCGAUUCGAAUGGAUUUGAUGUUCGUGAAAUCGCACUUGCCUCGUGGCCUGUUGAUGAGGCGUUUGGUGCUGAGAACGUCCAUGCUUGUGUUGGCUGUAAUGGCGGUUUCUCUGAUGCAAGUUACUCGUGAGGUUAGGGUUCCGGAGCAGAUAACGUUGGAUGCUGAUGAAUGUCCUUUUGAUUUGGACUCAAAUCCUAAUUUCAACCUCACAGAAUUCCUGAACUCCGCCGCCUCGAGCUUCGCGCUUCCUCUGUUUAUGGCGCCCGCCGGCGGCGACGGCACAGAGAAUCUGACGAGAACUGUUUUCCAAGCUCUGAUGGAUAAGAAUUUGUUGCGAUCGGAUGCGGCGGCGCUCUGUGUCGGGGAGAAAUCUUCUUCCGCUGUGCUGGCAUUGCGCCAUUUAGGGUUCUUCAACGCUGUUGGUGCUGAUAGGCAUCCGUACUUCUCUCUCUUCAAGAGAGGAUUCGUCUAUGAGCUGAACUAUGAAGACAAUCACUUCGAUUUUGUGUUUUCUGAAGAUCUUGACAGAGUUUCAGUCCCGGGGCUCCUAGUCCGGGAGCUCGAGCGUGUACUCCGGCCAGGCGGCACCGGCGCAAUACUUUUGGGAUCUGGCAGCCGCCUCUAUUCGAGCGCCGCGCUAUGGCGGGUGGUCUCGAUUACGUCGUUCUUGACAAGCUCCGAUGUUCAGCAUAUUUGUCGUCUCGGAUCGUUGAAUCUGAUCAUAUUCAAGAAAAGGCUCGGGAGUUUCGCCUCCUUCGAGCAUUUCCAGCUCCCGUCUGCUUGUCCAGCUGUCGAGAAUAACAAGAAAAUGAUGAAGUAUAUCGAGCCAAUUGCUGACGAAGUCUCGCCUUACGAGCUUUCGUAUUUGCCGAAUUACAUGAAUAUUUCGUCGAGAAACAAGUUGGUUUAUAUCAACGUGGGCGCAGGGGAGUACGCCCGCCCUACGAUCGAGAAACUUUCUAAACCUUAUUGCGGGGAUCAUCAUACGGCGUUUGAGGUGUUCAUCAUCGAUCAUAAAACUUCUGUCCUGUCGUCGUAUGUGACUGAGCCGAGCAUCCAUUUUGUGUACCAUCCGGCCCUUGCGGGAGAUGUUAGCGGCAACGGGGUUCCGGAAGUGAGCGCGGACGAAUUUUUGAGUGCCCCCGUGGAUGAAGGGGGGUUUGAAUUUGUGCCGUGGUUUAAGGAGACGGUUUCGGAUGGGGAUUUCGUGGUGCUUAUGAUGAAUGCGAAGUUUGGCGAGAUGAAUAUACUUGUCGACUUAUUUAAGAGCGGCGAGAUAUGCCGUGUCGACGAGCUUUUCCUUAAAUGCUCUGAAGAAUGUAAGAGGGAUUGCGCCAAUAUAUUCGGAAGUCUGAGGAAGAGUGGAGUGUAUGCUCACCAAUGCAGCGAUGGCUUUAACUUUAGAUCGAGGGCCAGUCUUCAGUUUGGAUGUGUCGGGAACUCAGAAUUUUUGCUAAUGCACAAAAGAUCUAUGAGAAGAUUCAUAGCUUUGAGAGAGAUGCUUUUCUAUGAGCACAUAGUCGAAGAUCCAAAUGACUCACCUACCUUUUCAGGUCGUAUCUUCAAAGAGGAUCUAAGAACUGAUGAUCUACUUGUUAGAGUUACUACACUCUCCUUGCGCUCAGAGGAAUGA
Messenger RNA from Andrographis paniculata, 1701 nucleotides. RefSeq lists its product as uncharacterized. Gene Ontology annotation, molecular function: S-adenosylmethionine-dependent methyltransferase activity. The coding region runs from base 1 to 1701 and encodes 566 amino acids. The record is from RefSeq and is a predicted model, not a curated record. NCBI's taxonomy places the organism in Eukaryota, Viridiplantae, Streptophyta, Magnoliopsida, Lamiales, Acanthaceae. The transcript is spliced from 5 exons.